Phodopus roborovskii (desert hamster) is the source of this 1371-nucleotide messenger RNA. RefSeq names its product amidohydrolase domain containing 1 (gene Amdhd1). The coding region runs from base 16 to 1296 and encodes 426 amino acids. NCBI's taxonomy places the organism in Eukaryota, Metazoa, Chordata, Mammalia, Rodentia, Cricetidae. Gene Ontology annotation, cellular component: cytoplasm. The record is from RefSeq and is a predicted model, not a curated record. Gene Ontology annotation, molecular function: imidazolonepropionase activity. The transcript has 9 exons.
GCAGCUAGGACGACCAUGGCGACCGGCCACCGCCUCCUGCUGGAGAACGCGCGGCAAGUGGUGCUGGUGUGUGCCCAGGGCGAGCGCUUCCUGGCCGGGCCCGCUCUGCGCAGCCUGGCGGUGCUGGAGGGUGCCAGCCUGGUGGUGGGCACUGAUGGGUUUAUAAAAGCUAUUGGCCCUGCUGACGUUAUCCAGAGACAGUUUUCUGGAGAAACUUUUGAAGAAAGAAUUGACUGCUCUGGGAAAUGUGUCUUACCAGGUUUGGUGGACGCACACACACAUCCUGUGUGGGCUGGGGAAAGAGUCCAUGAGUUUGCAAUGAAGUUGGCAGGGGCCACUUACAUGGACAUUCACCAGGCCGGAGGAGGGAUCAACUUCACGGUGGAGCACACUCGCCAAGCCUCGGAGGAGGAACUGUUCCGCUCCUUCCAGCAGAGGCUGCAGUGCAUGAUGAGGGCAGGCACCACGCUGGUAGAGUGCAAGAGCGGCUAUGGCCUCAACCUGGAGACGGAGCUCAAGAUGCUGCGUGUAAUCGAGUGUGCCCGGAGGGAGCUGAACCUGAGUCUGUCUGCUACUUACUGCGGGGCUCACUCAGUCCCCAAAGGAAAAACCGCCAUGGAAGCCGCUGAUGACAUCAUCAGUAACCACCUGCCAAAGCUGAAGGAACUCUGCAAAACUGGGGAACUUCACGUUGACAACAUAGAUGUGUUCUGUGAGAAGGGUGUCUUUGACCUGGGUACCACCAGAAGGAUUCUUGAAGGAGGAAAGAAGAUGGGGCUGCAGAUUAACUUCCAUGGGGAUGAACUCCACCCGAUGAAGGCCGCCGAGCUUGGGGCUGAACUAGGAGCACAGGCAAUCAGUCACCUGGAGGAAGUAAGUGACGAAGGCAUCACAGCCAUGGCUGCGGCUAGGUGUUCUGCUGUCCUUCUGCCCACCACGGCCUACAUGCUGAGGCUGAAGCAGCCUCGAGCCAGGAAGAUGCUAGAUGAGGGAGUCAUAGUUGCCCUGGGCAGCGAUUUCAACCCUAAUGCAUACUGCUUUUCAAUGCCAAUGGUCAUGCACCUGGCCUGUGUGAACAUGAGGAUGUCCAUGCCCGAGGCCUUGGCCGCUGCCACCAUCAAUGCAGCUUAUGCGCUGGGGAAAUCUCACACACAUGGAUCUUUGGAAGUUGGCAAGCAGGGGGAUCUCAUCAUCAUCAAUGCAUCCAGAUGGGAACAUCUGAUCUACCAGUUUGGAGGCCACCAUGACUUAAUUGAUUAUGUUAUAGCUAAAGGAAAAGUCAUCUAUAAAAAGUAACAGAUCUUGGACCAGUGGGCAAGGUCUUCUGUCACCAAACCAGAGUUCAAUCCCUGGAACUCACUUGGUAGAAGG